Messenger RNA from Halteromyces radiatus, 2010 nucleotides. RefSeq names its product NPL4 family-domain-containing protein. The transcript has 9 exons. Gene Ontology annotation, biological process: ubiquitin-dependent protein catabolic process. NCBI's taxonomy places the organism in Eukaryota, Fungi, Mucoromycota, Mucoromycetes, Mucorales, Cunninghamellaceae. Gene Ontology annotation, molecular function: ubiquitin binding; ubiquitin protein ligase binding. The coding region runs from base 59 to 1921 and encodes 620 amino acids. Gene Ontology annotation, cellular component: nucleus. The record is from RefSeq and is a predicted model, not a curated record.
UUUUUUUUUUUUAUUAAAGUCAUAUUUUGUUACUUUUUCCCUCCAAUCUUCAAUCAAUAUGCUUCUUCGAAUUCGUUCCAAAGAAGGUAUGGCUCGCGUACAAGUGGAACCUCAAGAAACGUUUGGUUCUUUGGCAGCUAAGAUUGCUCAGUUACAUAAUGUGGAUGCAUCUACUAUAGCGAUCAGCAACAAACAAAAUACAGCGGACGCUACACCUAUUGGGCAACUUCAAAAUAACAGUCUUUCUUCUGCAAACCUUAAACAUGGAGAUAUUGUGUAUGUGACGUAUACAGAUCCUGAAGACAACAAACCGGCAGAUAUCCAACCACCUGUACCUGAUAUAAAUGGAAAUAUAUCUAUGGAUAAACUCGCCCAUACUAAACAAGACCCUGUCGAUGACUUUUUAGAAAAACAACGUGGACUGAUUAAGAGAUCUAAGGAUCCAAAAUUCUGUCGACAUGGAGAUAAUGCAAUGUGUGAUUAUUGUAUGCCUCUCGAACCAUAUGAUAAAGGAUACCUGGAAGAAAAUAAGAUCAAGCAUAUGUCAUUUCAUUCUUAUUUACGUCAUAUUAAUUCAGCUCAACAAACCAAAGCGCCAUCAUCUGCAAUCCUUACACAACUGCCUCCCUUAGAAGAACCAAGCUAUAAAGUCAAAGUCCCCUGUACAGGAGGUCAUGCGUCUUGGCCAGAAGGAAUCUGUACUAAAUGUCAACCUAGUGCCAUUACUUUACAACGACAGACCUAUCGUGUAGUCGAUCAUGUAGAAUUUUCAUCAGCAUCAUUAAUCGACAACUUUUUGAAUUAUUGGCGACAAACUGGUAAUCAAAGGAUUGGAUACCUAUAUGGACGAUAUGAACCUUAUCUUGAAGUACCUCUGGGAAUCAAAGCUGUGGUUGAAGCAAUUUAUGAACCUCCUCAAGAAAAUCAUGUUGAUGGACUGAAAUUAUCUAUUCCAUGGCAGGAAGAAGUUUUGAUCGAUGAUGUUGCUCACGCUUGUGGAUUAUCUAAGGUUGGUGUUGUAUUUACUGACUUGAUAGAUGAUGGUAGUGGAAGUGGAAAGGUUGUGACAAAGCGACAUGUAGACUCUCACUUUUUAUCUUCAUUGGAAUGCUCUUUUGCUGCGGAAAUGCAACUUGCUCAUCCUAACGUUAGUCGACACGCUGUGACAGGGAAAUAUGGUUCCAAGUUUGUGACAUGUGUAAUUUCUGGUGAUCUCGAAGGCAACAUUGGUGUCAGUGCUUAUCAAGUUUCCGAUACUAUGACAGCCAUGCAUGAUGCUGGAAUUGUGGAACCAAGUCGAAAUCCAUCUGUGGUCCGUGUCAAGGAAAGUAUCCCACAUCAACGAUAUGUACCUGAAGUAUUUUAUAAAUUCAAGAAUGAAUAUGGUGUAAUGGUUCAAGAAUCUGCAAAACCUACUUUUCCUGUGGAAUACCUUUUGGUCAACGUGACAAAUGGAUUUCCUCAAAAACCUUCUCCUCUAUUUACUGAUAGUAGAGAUCUGACAGCAGAAGGGGUGUCUCAUCCUGAUAUUGGUACUCUUGGAAAGCAUCUUCUUCGUGGUAAAUCAAAGGAUGAUCUUCAGGCAUUACUUUCAGAUUUCCAUGUUUUAUGCGCUAUACGAUCUAUGGACAUGCUUUCUCGAGAAGAGUUCAAGAUUGUAUGUGAUAUUGCAACCAAAGCUUCGGAUAUCAAUAUAGAUAUUCUAGAUCAACUACAAGGAUGGCAAACAUUAUUGAUGGUUCUUAAGGAAGCAGAAGGCAACGCAAGAAUCAAUACACCAUCUAUACAAUCAAGAAGUGGCUCUGGAACAAAUACACCAUCUGAAACUAUUGUAACUGAAAUCUCUUGCAAACACUGUACAUUUACUAAUCCUGGUAGUAACAACAAUUGUGAAAUGUGUGGAUUACCAUUAUCUGAUUAGUUAGAAUACAUUAUAAAGGAUAGAAAGGAUGAUAUUUUUUUGUGAAGAAUAAACAUAUAUAUUUUUUUUUUGUCUUACCAAGAGUAUAC